This is a messenger RNA of Abrus precatorius (Indian licorice), 696 nucleotides long. RefSeq names its product classical arabinogalactan protein 26-like. NCBI's taxonomy places the organism in Eukaryota, Viridiplantae, Streptophyta, Magnoliopsida, Fabales, Fabaceae. The transcript is spliced from 3 exons. The coding region runs from base 1 to 696 and encodes 231 amino acids. The record is from RefSeq and is a predicted model, not a curated record.
AUGGCAUCAUACAAUGCUUAUUUCAUGAUCAUCAUCAUGUCUUUCAUGCUCUCACCCAUGCUUUCAUCAUAUUCACAACCUAUUCCCAAAGUUCCCACACUCUCAUCUUCACCAGCCACAUUAACAGAUCCUCCUCCAUCUCCACUAUCUCCAUUCCAAGAAUUGUCCCCAGACAUUGCUCCACUGUUACCUUCUCCUGGUGGUGUGUUGCCAACUCCUGCUGGCUCUGACAUUCCCCUCAUUCCUUCCAAUCCAAGCCCUCCAAACCCAGAUGACAUAAUUGCUCCUGGACCUCUUUCACCCUUUGGAUCAAUACAAGCUACCUCCAAUGCCCCUGCAAGUCUAGUUUGUAGCAUAGCCACUACUGCUAUUGCGGGAUUAGCAGCAUACUGGUCUAUAUAUGCAGCAGUAUAUGAGAUAUAUGAUAAUAUAAUGAACCCUUGUUUCUUUCUUUAUUGGGUUGAGAAUAAUUUUUCCAAACAGUAUCAUUUUUCUUUUUAUGAUUCUACUGUUGAUUUCCCAGUUGUAAUUAUUGAGCGUCACUUUGUUUAUAGCUGGAAACCUCGUUCAGAUGGAACUGAAGAGUUGCUUCCAGCUCUGUCUGGUUUGCAUGUAAUCAAUUUAGGUGAUGGCACAUGGUUUAAGCAUGUGUCAAUAUUUUCCGAGUUGCAACUGGAGCACGUGACAGACACCUAA